Molecule: messenger RNA, 1631 nt
Organism: Peromyscus leucopus (white-footed mouse)
Lineage: Eukaryota; Metazoa; Chordata; Mammalia; Rodentia; Cricetidae
Gene: Dnaaf19
Product: coiled-coil domain containing 103
Exons: 5
Coding region: 279-1094 (271 amino acids)
Biological process (GO): determination of left/right symmetry; epithelial cilium movement involved in extracellular fluid movement; inner dynein arm assembly
Cellular component (GO): outer dynein arm
Source: RefSeq, a predicted model, not a curated record
CGGAGAGAGAAACGGGACAGACCGACUUGUUGCUCCUCAAAACAAAGCGUGAAUUGCUCCAAAGAAAAGCAAGGCCGGAGGAUUCACGAUUCUGACCAGGCGCCUUGGGACAGCCUGAAAGAGAAGGGCCUUCGGGCGGGCCACGUGGGCAGGCUAGUGGAGCUGUUGCUAGGCGACAACCGCUGUUGGGAGGGCGAUACACAGACGUUCCAACAGAUCGGGGAUUUUCCUCCCAAAGAAAACAAGGGCUCCAAGACUGGGGCUGCUGGGCCUUAGCCAUGGAAAAGAACGAUGCCAUCAACUUCAAGGCUUUGGAGAAAGAGCUGCGGGCUGCACUUGCUGCUGACGAGAAGUAUAAAAGAGAGAACGCUGCCAAGCUGCGGGCCGUUGAACAAAGAGUGCCUUCCUACGAAGAGUUCAGAGGUAUUGUCCUUGCAUCACACCUGAAACCUCUGGAACAGAAGGACAAGGUGAGAGGAAAAAGAACUGUGCCCUGGAACUGUCACAGUACUAGGGAAAGGACUUUUCAGGAUGUGGCCACUGAAAUACCCCAGCCAACAGAAACAGACUUUUCCCCUCUAAUCCCAGAACAGCAAUCAGACGGUGGGACUGAGUUGAACUGGGCUCAGCAGUCCUUUAACAUUGGGUCUCAGGAGAAAUCGUCCUUCCAGCCUGCAACCUCUGCAGAGUUUUACCGUGACUGGCGGCGACACUUAAGAAGUGGGCCAGAGCGCUACCAAGCCUUGCUUCAGCUUGGGGGUGCCGAGCUGGGCCACCUCUUCCAGAUGGAUGUGGGCUUUGGACUUCUCGGGGAGCUGCUGGUGGCACUGGCUGAGCACGUGAAGCUAAGUGACCGGGCGGCAGUGCUGGGGAUUCUGCACAGCUUGGCUAACACUGGCCGAUUCACCUUGAACCUGAGCCUGCUGAGCCCUGCAGAGCGAGAGGGCUGCCAGCGCUUGUUUGAGAAGUUGCAGGCCAUGGGCACCACCAGGCCCAUGCAGGAGGGGCUCGGCAUGGAGGAGGAGCCAGCUGCCGGGCUUCAGGGAGAGGAGGAGCUCCUACGGGAGCUGUUAGGGCUGUAUGGGGUCCACUGAUGGGACCGGCUGCCCUCAGCAUUCCCCAGUGGUCUCGGAAAGCAUUUUUUUUUAAAAAAGACUUGUUUUCUUGUAUGUGUCUGUGUGUUUUGCCUACCUGUAUGUCUGUCCACCAUGUGCGUGCCCAGUGCCUGAGGAGGCCAGAGAGGGCGUAGUUACAGAUGGUUGUGAGCUGCCAUAUGAGUGCCGGAAUCAAACCAACCCCAGUCCUCUGGAAGAGAAAGCUCUUAACCACUGAGCCAUCUCACCAGCCCCCUAGGGACACCUUUUGUGGUGGUUAUCUUGGAGUUUCACAGAAGUAUUGAAAGAAGUGUUGGGAGAAACCCACACCCACUUACUUCCCUUUUCAGGUAGUGGGCUUGCCCACUUCUCCAAGUCAUAAUUUUAUCUAUGUGGAUCCCCAGGAUACCAAGGGCCCAAUUGAUUGAGAGUGCUACCUACCUUUUGAGUUUGCCAUGUCCCUAGCCUUGAGAGGUGAGUGUGUUUUCAUCUAAAUUCUGGCCACACAGAGCUUCCUCCUAGAGGGGAAAAAAAAAA